AUGAACUCAACUAAAUUCUUUGACUUCUUUGGCAAAAUCCGUGAAAUUAUCGUGAUUCUUGCGGACAUCAAAUCUGGCACCGGCAACCUCAUCACGCGACUCAGGAAGCGCCCCGUACAUUAUUUGGUGGUGUUCCUGGCAGGUGGGGCAAUCCUUGAUAUUCUUCUGACACAAACAUCAAACUCCAAAUCACUGCUAGUGGUUGCAUGUGGGAUGGCCGCUGAUUACAUCGCGUUCUGGACCCUCCACUCAACCAACCCCAUCCUAUGGCCGCUAUGGCGAACCAGUAAAGAAGCCAAGGAGAUGCCAAAUGAAGUCACGUCUCCCAUGAUGUAUUUAUUCAACGGUAAGGGUGACCUCCCCGCCAAGUUAGGUGAGGAAACCCCCACAAGCAACAAAGCUGGCAAGUGCCACUCCGAUGAUGACAUCUCUCAGUCAAGUAAUUCACCAUCUGAGAAUCUUGACACCAAACCAACUAGCAAACCUACUCAAAGUCCACCUCCCCACCCAACCAACUCAAACACAGAUCAACUCAUGCAAGCCAUCCAAAAACUUCUUGAUGAGACAGAACUCCCCCUUGCCAGUCCACUCAUUGCACAACUGUGCUCGGUCAGCCCAACUGAUGGAUUGACAAAUGAAGAUUUGGACACAAUGUUUUUUAUGAAUGUCAACUCUACAAUGGAUGCACUGUUUGGCAUUGAAAUGGGUACCACACACAUAACUGGCGGUGAGGGUGGAUUGAAAUUAGUACUGUCUUGGUUGGAUCGGGCCAGAGCACACCCCUCCUGGGCACCAGCGCAUGAUUGCUUACUUGAUAUCAAACUUGAGCGCAUCUUGGAUGCACUUAAAGAUUAUAAUUGUUGA
Molecule: messenger RNA, 864 nt
Organism: Puccinia graminis f. sp. tritici CRL 75-36-700-3
Lineage: Eukaryota; Fungi; Basidiomycota; Pucciniomycetes; Pucciniales; Pucciniaceae
Exons: 2
Coding region: 1-864 (287 amino acids)
Source: RefSeq, a predicted model, not a curated record